AUGUCUUUUGAGGAGUUCCAGGAUUUCAGAAAGCAGAUUAGGGCAUCUUUAGAGCAAAUGAAGCGUGAUAUUUAUCGAUAUCCUCGUUUCAACUCUGACUAUUCGAUUCGAAAGCAACGCGAAAAGAAAAGAAUGGAGGAACCGAUGUACGCUGAAAAAUGGCAGAUUGGCGAACGGAUUGAAGGUUUACCAUCUAGCGAAAGAUGCUGUCUAGCGGCAAGGUUCCCACACGGUUUUAUGCGAUGUAAUCGAAGACGUUCGGAAAGGGUUCUGACGAAUGUUCUCGAGAGGAUGGCCGUUACAAAAAAGCUUAACCUCGCUGAUCCCCACAAAGGCAUUUGUUCGUUCCACUGGCGCUUAAUCAAAUAUGGAAGGUCAGGUGUACCGAUGAAGGAGGAUGAAGUGAAAGAUUGGGAUGCUUCCGAAAGCCGUCUUGAGAAGGCUGAACGUGAUGAUGAAAUCGAAAGCGAUGAUGAUGCUAUCGAAAGUACCCUUUCUUCCGAGCUGAACUCUGACGAUGAUGAAGACAGCGAAGAGGGUGCGCAA
Molecule: messenger RNA, 546 nt
Organism: Ostertagia ostertagi
Lineage: Eukaryota; Metazoa; Nematoda; Chromadorea; Rhabditida; Trichostrongylidae
Source: the annotation of a GenBank genome assembly